AAACACCUUCUUGGACUUUCUUUGUGUUUGCCACCGGACUGCUGAGUUCAUGCUCUCAGACCUUAAACAGUUGGAAGUGAAGCAAAAAUUAGUUCGAGGUUGAUCUGACGUAAAUCCAAAUUUGUCUUGAUGCACGCGCGCUCUCUCAACUGCCGGCUGUCGGAACGCGCACCCAGACGCACUUGUGAACUGCUGAGGCUCACUCAGAGCGGCUCACCGCACGCGUCCCGCCUGGAGAGAGUUAUUGUUGGUGAUUAGUAUCGCUGCAGAAUGGUGAAACGGUGGAGAAUAAAGAGCCGCACAAAGAUGUCGCCGCCUCUGCUGCUGCUGCUGCUACUGAUUGUCACUUUCUUCUAUAUCACAAACGCAGCUAAUCCUAUUGACCUCAUAAAGACACUAGAGCUUUCGGAGGACAUGGAGGGCGUGUCACUGGAGGCAGGGCUGUGCACCAGCAGGACGGGCCGAGCAGAGACCGACCUUUCCUUUAAGAUCAACAAGAAGAUUCAGCUGAGCGCGCCCACCAAGCAACUCUUUCCAGACUUGCCAUUUCCUGUGGAUUUCUCACUCAUGACGACGGUUAAAGCUGUGAAAGGAUCACAAGUCUUUCUUCUCUCCCUGUAUGACACACAGGGCACACAGCAGCUGGGUUUGGAGCUCGCUCGUUCUCCUGUUUUUCUGUAUGAGGAUCACGAAGGUCAGCCAACUCCUGAACUUUACCCCACCUUCAGAAAAAUCAACUUGGCUGAUGGCAAGUGGCACAGAAUUGCCUACAGUGUGGAGGGCCAGUCAGUGACUCUAUACUUAGACUGUGAAAAGGUGGAGACUCUGGACCUGCUCAGAGGUCCGGAUCCCCACGUCAGCACUGAUGGAGUCACUGUGUUUGGAACCCGCCUGCUGGACGAGGAGGUGUUUGAGGGACAAAUCCAGCAACUUCUUCUUGUGGAUGAUCCUCGUGCAGCAGAGACCUACUGCAGAGACUACAUCCCAGACUGCGACACACCCUUACUCUAUGACAGCAUUGUCAUAGAGACUGAAGAGGAAGAGGGAACACCAAAGAAACGCGUAGCAGAAGAAUUCGACUACAGUGUCUUCUAUGAUGAUAUCUCAGUGUCCACCGUGACAGCUGGUCCUAACGUCACAGAGUACGAGUUCAUAGAGUACGAAGACUAUGACAAUACAACAAACUAUUACCAUGCCAACGAGUACGAGGAGUACGACGAAGAGUACAACGAACGCUACGGACCUGCGCAGAGAGAACGGGAGUACCUGCUGAACACACAGAAUUUACCAGAAAAAGGACAGAAAGGAGAGCCUGGCUAUUUGGGGCUGGGAACCCAGAUUACAGGACCAUAUGGACCUCCAGGACCUGAGGGAGCACCGGGGCCUCCAGGAAUCACUGGACCAGUGGGACCUCGAGGAGACCCUGGAGAGCUGGGUCCUCCAGGGCGGCCGGGCCUUAGUGGUGCUGAUGGGAUCCCAGGUCCCCCAGGAAACAUAAUGCUCAUACCGUUCCAGUCGGGUGGCGAUCCGAGGACAGGAGCUGUUGUUUCUGCACAGGAGGCUCAGGCUCAGGCCAUCCUGCAACAGACAAAGCUGGCCAUGAAGGGCCCUCCUGGCCCACUGGGUCUCAGAGGCAGACCCGGACCACUGGGAGCAUCGGGGCCUCCAGGGCUGAAAGGGAGCAGCGGUGAAAUGGGACCACCUGGUCCUGCAGGACUAUCGGGUAUUCCAGGUCAGAAUGGAAGACCUGGAAAACGGGGUCGGGGAGGUUCAGACGGGGGCCGCGGUGCGAUAGGAGAAACUGGAGCAAAGGGAGAUCGGGGCUUUGAUGGCUUGCCUGGCCUCCCAGGAAAUAAAGGACACAAGGGAGACAGGGGGAAGCCAGGACCCCUAGGUCCUCCAGGAGAGCUGGGAGAAAAGGGCUCUCAGGGGCCACCAGGGCCAAGAGGUCAACCGGGUGAUGCUGGUCCCAGAGGUCUGACUGGCCCUAGAGGUCGUCCUGGAAACUCAGGCUUGAUGGGCAUUCGUGGAACUGAUGGGGUCCAAGGCUCAAAAGGCAACAUAGGACCACCAGGAGAAAUUGGAGCACCCGGUCAGCAAGGCAACCCUGGAAUUGUUGGAUUUCCUGGCCCUCAGGGGCUGGUAGGACUACCAGGAGAGAAGGGACCUCAAGGGAAGAAAGGGAUGCAGGGCUUACCUGGAAAUGACGGGCCUCCAGGUCAUCCUGGAAGAGAAGGGACUCCAGGUGAAAAGGGAUUGCCAGGUCCUUCCGGCGUGCAGGGACCUGUAGGAUACCCCGGACAACGGGGAGUUAAGGGUGCAGAUGGAAUCAGAGGGCUGAAGGGAAGCAAAGGAGAGAAGGGAGAAGAUGGUUUUCCUGGGGCAAAAGGGGAGAUGGGAGCAAAGGGGGAUGUUGGAGAUAAUGGACCUCCAGGGUCUCGAGGUGAAGAUGGACCUGAAGGUCCCAAAGGUCAGUUGGGUCCUCAUGGAGAGGCCGGGACGGCUGGCAUUUCUGGAGAGAAGGGGAAACUGGGGGUUCCAGGUUUACCUGGGUAUCCAGGACGACAGGGCCCCAAGGGUUCUGAUGGCUUUCCUGGUGCGCAGGGGGCUCCUGGAGAGAAAGGGAAGAAAGGUCCUGCAGGACAAGCAGGAAGUGGAGGCCAAAGAGGUCCAAACGGUGCCCGAGGAGGCAGGGGGGUGAGAGGUCCUACAGGGAAACCAGGAGAAAAGGGAGCCUCAGGACAUGACGGGCCCCCAGGAUCUCCCGGAGAGAGGGGACCUUCAGGGCCACAAGGAAGGAAUGGAGAACUGGGACCUAAAGGCUCAAGCGGUCCAGCUGGGAAGGAUGGACUUCCGGGUCAUCCGGGUCAAAGAGGAGAACCAGGCUUUCAAGGAAAAACGGGUCCCCCAGGGCCUUCAGGUGUGGUCGGACCGCAGGGGAAAUCAGGGGAACCAGGACCAACAGGAGACCGCGGUCACCCGGGAGCACCAGGGGUACCCGGAGAGCACGGUUUACCUGGGGUUGCUGGGAAAGAGGGCGGAAAGGGGGACCCUGGUUUACCGGGGACAUCAGGGAAGAACGGUCCAACUGGACUGAAGGGGUUCAGAGGGAGCAGAGGAGCUACUGGAAUUAUGGGACCCCCGGGUCUGAAAGGAGCAACAGGCCCCGGUGGAUCCGCCGGAUCUCUGGGGCCAUCAGGAGAACGGGGCCCUCCAGGACCAGCUGGGGCAAUCGGACAGCCUGGUCGUGCCGGAGCAGUUGGAGGACCGGGACCAAUGGGAGAGAAGGGGGAGCCUGGAGAGAAGGGCCCUAUUGGACCUGCGGGUAAGGACGGGGAUCAGGGUCUGGUAGGAAUGCCCGGAGCAACAGGAGCUGCAGGACCUUCGGGGGAUGAUGGGGAUAAGGGGGAGCAGGGAGGACCUGGACAGAAAGGCAGCAAAGGAGACAAGGGGGAAGCGGGUCCCCCGGGUCCUACUGGCACCCAGGGGCCAGUUGGUCAGCCAGGUCUUCCAGGUGUAGAUGGACUGUCUGGCCCUCGAGGGCAGCAGGGUAUGUACGGUCCCAAAGGAGACGAGGGGCCCCGUGGUUUCAAGGGCUCCAGAGGGCCGAGAGGAUUACAGGGUAUGCCUGGCUUACCUGGAGAAAAGGGAGAGAGUGGACAUGUUGGUCUGAUGGGUCCACCUGGACUACAAGGCCCCAAUGGUGCUCAAGGACCUAUGGGAGGACUGGGACAAACCGGCAGACCUGGGAUGAUUGGACAGCCGGGUGUUGUGGGGGAAAAGGGAGAGGAUGGAGAAGCGGGUGACCCUGGACCCGUCGGUAUUCCAGGAAGGCUAGGUGACAAAGGAGACCAAGGUGAAAAGGGAGAUACGGGCCCUCCAGGAGCCGCCGGUCCCCCGGGGGCCAGGGGCAUUCCAGGAGAGGAUGGAGCAAAGGGCAAUGCUGGUCCUAUAGGUCUGACUGGUGACCUUGGUCAGCAGGGAGAGGCAGGACCCAACGGUGUAGACGGCCUCCUCGGAUCUAAAGGAGACACCGGAGAACCUGGUAAAUCUGGACCCCCAGGGCCGACGGGGGAGCCUGGACCACCGGGGCCUCCUGGACGAAGGGGACACUUGGGAAAAUCAGGGAAGGAAGGCAAAGAAGGUCUGAAAGGAACAAAGGGGGCCCUUGGACUGGAGGGUCCCAUUGGAAAGACCGGACCCAGAGGUUCUCAAGGGCAUCCAGGAAAAAAUGGUCCACAGGGCCUGAGAGGAAUCCCUGGGCCAGCAGGUGAGCAGGGUUUAAAUGGGCCACCGGGUCAAACUGGACUUCCAGGUCCCAUGGGUCCACCAGGUUUACCCGGCCUCAAGGGAGAUCAUGGCAGGAAGGGAGACAAGGGUCAUGGUGGACUAAUCGGACUCAUAGGACCUCCAGGAGACAUCGGAGAGAAAGGUGACAGAGGACUACCAGGAAACCAAGGCCUUCAAGGUCCAAAAGGAGAUGAGGGUCCAGUCGGCCCAGCAGGCCUACCUGGACCUCCUGGUCCCACAGGACUGUCUGGUGCUAUUGGUCAAAAAGGCUCCAAAGGGAACCAGGGUCCGAUAGGUCCCAGAGGAGACACUGGCCCUGUGGGGCCUCCAGGAUCACCUGGACGGGCCGCUGUUGGUUUUUCGCCUCUUCCAGAGCGAGGAAGAAGAAGAAGAACUCACCCUGUGGUGGAUGGUGCUGCAGUGGAGGAUGAGGAGGAGACCAUGGACAGAGGAGAGGACGACGGUUGGGUGCAAAGCGACCAGGCCACACUGGAUGGUUUGGUGAAAGAUAAUGAGACUCAGGACAUGGAAGAAGUGUUUGCUUCAAUUUCAUCUAUGAAAGUUGAGGUGGAGGGUCUGCGUAACCCAAUGGGGACUUACCACAGCCCAGCACGCACCUGCAAGGAGCUUUGGCUCCUCCAUCCAGAGCUCCCCAGUGGGGAGUAUUGGAUAGACCCCAACCAGGGCUGCCACAGAGAUGCCUUCAAAGCUUUCUGUAACUUUACUGCACAGGGAGAAACAUGUUUGUACCCAGACAAAAAGUUCCAGUCGGUGAAAUUAGCAGCAUGGAAAGGGGAAAAACCUAACACCUGGUACAGUAAAUUCAGGAAAGGCAAACAGUUCUCCUACACAGGGUCAGAUGGUUUCUCGAUAGACAUUGUUCAGCUGACCUUCCUGAAGCUUCUCAGUGCCACAGCAAAGCAGACGUUCACCUAUCACUGCCUCAACUCUGCCGCCUGGCUACACGUGGCCACCUACAGUCAUGAACAUGCACUGCGCUUCAGAGGCAGCAACGGGGAGGAGCUGACUCACGAGAACGCACAUUACAUCAGUCCGCUAUACGACGGCUGUCAAGUACGCUCAGGACAGGAGAGGACGGUUUUGGAAAUUGAGGCACCGACGUCCCAGACUCUCCCCAUAAUCGACAUAGCUGUGUCCGAUUUCGGCAAUGGGAACCAAAAAUUUGGUUUCCAAGUUGGCCCGGUUUGCUUCAAUGGUUAACAAUCUCAGGAAGGCAUAAGAACGGGAUUAAUUUAAUAGAAAGGAGCCUUGGACACUUUUUUACAUGCAGGGAGAACAAAACUUUCAAGAUCACAUAUUUAAUUUGUACAGUAAACAAUGUUUCAUGGCUCAAACUACCACUCUUGCUCAAAUGUUCAUUCAGUUUGUAUGUUACAGGUUCAUUGUAGUUGUAUGCUAAUGGCUCACUGUGGACUCACAUGCUGUUACAAAGAGAAGGACACCUUUGUUGAUGUCCUCACGGUUUUUUCUCUUCUUCUUUUCUUCUUCAACACGUGUACUCUGCUCUGUUUUCUCUGCUUCUGUUUCAGUAAUGACUUUUAACAAAACAAAUUAGUUUUGUCACACACAUCUAUCUCCAGUCACCUGUAAGGGAAUCAGGGUGGAGGAAUUAAUAUUCUUAAACCUGACAGAUGCAGAUCAUCCAGCAUAAUCUAAUGAAAUAACUGAAACUGUCAGUAUUCAUAAAUAGGUCCAUAUUAGUUUAUUGUGUUCAUCGCAAUUAUCUGAUUGAGAAAUCAUAAAGAAGAAGCUGACUUUUAAUUAGUGGCACAGAAUAAUUCUGGCUACUGGAAUCGGGUUUGAUGAUCAUUCUUAGUGUUCCUAAGUACCACCAGGAAGGAGUAACAUCUUUCAUUUGUGUGGAUCCUGUUACUGAGGAAAAACACUCAUUGUUAUUUUAACCAUUUAAUCAGUUUGAGGUUUACAAUAAAGUCAAAGGACGAACAGUGAUAUUAUAAGCUAUUCAAAAGGAAAAUAGUUUGCUAUUAAUUUAGGCUGCAGUAGAAUGAUGAACACAUAGCAACAAACCUGAUCUUUUUUAUUCUUUACUGCCUGCAACCACUGAAAGUCUGAAUCCAACAAAGAAAAUAGACUUUAACCUACAUUCAAAUUCUCUUAACACUGCUACAAAUAUUCACCACUCUACUUUCUUAGUGAUGAAAAACAUAGAUGUUUUAACAACUUUUCCAAGGACAUCAAUAAGAGUUAGUGUGUUUUAUAAAGAUGUAUUUCAAUACAAUUCAAAUCUCAUAUUUGUGAGUGUGUACACUUUCAGAUAUUUUUUUGUCAUCAAACCUCAAUUUUUUGUUUUCUUUUGUUCUUUGUUUUGUUGUACUUGUGUGGUUGUGAUUAUGAGUUAAACACAUUGCAUUGAUGAGCCACAACAUUAAAACCACUUUCAAAAUGAAUAAUACAAACAUUGAUUCAUAAUUAAUCAAUGUUUUAUCUUUGAGAAUAUCUCCUAUCUUAAACUAUCUGUAUUAAUCCUGUUUGAUAUCAAACAGGAUUAAUGUUUGAUAUCAAACAGGAUUAAUACAGUAUGUUUUCAUUAUCAGAAUUGAAGUCUGAACUAAAAGUGAACUAAAUUCAACUUCAGCUCCAUGUUGUUAGUUCAUCACAGGUCUGCAGUGUUAGCUAUUAAGUAACAGACUAGUCAUUCAUUUUCUUAAAUUUACAAGUAUACCUUCUCUAAAACAGUUUAGAUGUUUUUCACCUUUUAUAAUAAUUACUGUGAAAGACACUACAAAAUACAACUUCUUGUUUAUCUCUGUGAUGUCACCUGUUCUGUGCUCUGUUCAGAAAUCCUUAGAUAAUUGCUUAUACGAGGAAAAUAAUAGUCAAUUUCACGACCAAAAAAUGCUGAGUUUUCAAUGUUACAAAACAAGUCCUACAACUCACUCAAUCACAAUAUAGAAAAAUGAAAAAUCCACUCAACACCAUUCAUAAACUAAGUCACAGGAAACCCUGACAUAAAUCUUUUGUGAGUUUAUUUAAGACUGUAACUUCAGGUGUUGAGUAAGAUAUAUCUGUAGAAAUAAAAGAUGUAUUUUCAAAUCAUAACAGCUUCCUCCAGUAACUAACCUCAUAUUGCUGCAGCAGCUACGGAAAAAAAUGUCUGUCACUGUCUAAAGCAGUGUUUCUCAACCUUUUUUGGGCCAGCGCCCCCC
Molecule: messenger RNA, 7478 nt
Organism: Poecilia reticulata (guppy)
Lineage: Eukaryota; Metazoa; Chordata; Actinopteri; Cyprinodontiformes; Poeciliidae
Molecular function (GO): extracellular matrix structural constituent
Source: RefSeq, a predicted model, not a curated record